UCGCCGCUCCAGUAUAACCCCCUCAAGCCUCAAGCGCUCACACAGACGAAAGUGUAAAAGUAGCAGCUCCAACUGCUGCCUGGACUAAAACCCAUUCAGCAUCCACGUCCCACACAGUCUGACACAGAGGAGUGAGACGGCUCACCGAGCACGAAGCGGAAAAGUGAGAGGAGAGGUGGAACAUUUACGCACAGCCAUUUCAGUCUGGAUUGUUUUGGCGCGCCUUUAAAGCCCACCUUGGAUAGUUUUGGACAACGUUUUUCGGCACUGUUUGGAUUCUGUAUUCAUUUCAGCACUUAAAUGGCAGCUCCAAAUCUGAUUUCAUCGCACCUGUUCCUGUUGAUGUUAAACUGUUUCCUGGGUGCUGCAUCACUUAGGACCAUGAAAGGGAGCUCUGGGAGCGCACAGGACAGUAGCUUCCUCCCGUCCUCGCCGGACCCCUUCUCAGAUGACCUGGAUCAGGACAUGGUCUCCCAGCACAUGUCCAAACUGUACGAGAAAUACAACAGAGAAAACCGUCUCAAAGAGGGAAACACUGUCAGGAGUUUCAGAGCCAGUCAAGACCCCUCUGGCCACAGCACGGUGUAUCGACUAAACCUUACAACCCUCCAGGACUCCGAGGUCAUCCUCUCUGCAACAUUCCACUUCCUGGUUGACCGGCACCCUCAUCAAAAACCCUGGUUCUGUAAACGCUUCAAAAGCCCAUCCUGUCGUUCUUCAGCCGUCCACCCUUCUCCGUCCAUCAGCCUGCUCCUUCGCUCUGGGUCAGAGGUCAGAUCAGGGUCAAUGGGGUCAGUUCUAGGCAAUGUGACCUUCCACCCCCACAGGAGAGGGGUGUGGCAGAUGAAAGAUGUGACCCAGGUCAUAAUGGAGGCACGGGACAAGGGUCAUCUCCUGGUGUCAGUAGAGUUGGAGCAGAAGUACCAGAGGAAACCAGAGGAGGUGCUGUCCGCUGGCAGCCUGCCCUACCUGUUACUGUAUGCUAAUGACCAAGCCUUAGCAGAGCCCAACAGUGUGUCUGCAAGCCUUCAGAGAUAUGACCCGUUCAGCGAGGGAGGAGAGCCCUCACAUUCCUCUCAGCCCUCUCAGCUCCUGCACAGACCCAACUCCUCACCAGAGUUGAAAGGACGCGUGAGAAGGGAAGCAACUCUGCUCCCUGACCCCAUUCAGAACAAUGAGCUGCCAGAGGUUGACUACAGGCCUGAUGGAUACAGGAAGGAUGACCUUUGGGAGAGCACUUGGUACCUGGCACUCAAACCCAAGCUUAAACCCGGAAAGAAGGAAAAGAAAAGAAAGAGUCAGGAGGAGGAAGGAGUGGAGCAUGGUAGAGGAGCACGUGACAGAGAAGAACCUCAGCUUCUUCAAGAUGAAGAAGGAACAUCACAGGCGCUCAAACCUGACGACUCAACUGUGAAAAAACUCAAAGACAUCAGCGAUGGACGAAAGCAUGAGCGGAGAAACGAGGGAAAGGAUGGGAAAAAACACAAGGGGAGCACAAUCUCUCAGUCACCUGUUCUAAAUUUUGAUGAACAAACCAUGCGUAAGGCCCGGAGGAGGCAGUGGGGCGACAACCAGCACAGAGGCUGCUCCAGGAGGAACCUCAGAGUGGAUUUUGCAGACAUUGGUUGGAGCGAGUGGGUCAUAGCACCCAAGGCUUUUGAUGCCUACUAUUGCGCUGGCACAUGUGGAUUUCCCAUGCCCAAGGUUGUAAGACCGUCUAACCACGCCACCAUCCAAAGCAUAGUCCGAGCCGUCGGGAUCAUCCCUGGAGUCCCUGAGCCCUGCUGUGUCCCAGAAAAGAUGACCCCCCUAGCUGUGCUCUACCAGGAUGAAUCCAGGAACCCAGUGCUCAAAGUUUACCCCAACAUGUCCGUCCAGUCCUGCUCCUGCAGAUAGGAAGGGUCAAUGGGGGCAGAGGACAAAACUGGGUGGAUGUGGAGAGAACCAGAAAACAGCACUAAUGGAGACAGAACCAUACCUCUGUUUGUCAAGUGGUUUCUCGAUACUGAGAAACAACGUCACUUUGGCCGCUGUUAUUCCUUGAGGAACAUAGGCUGUAGAGAAAUCACUUCCAUCUCUUCUGUCCUGCGGCAGCAGACUUGAAGAGACACAUUGUCUGGCGUCUGCCUUAGCAAGAGGAACAGAGUCACACAUGUAAAGUCAGGGCUCCACAUGUCCAAGAAGCCCAGUUGUUUUGAUUCUGCGUCUGAGAUAAUACUGAGGGUUUCAUGAACAGGAGCGUUUAAGGGAUGUUUUCUUUUCAUCUCAGAACUUUCUCAUUUUUCAAACAGCUCACAGUGAGUUUGUGUUCAUGUUUUCUUUGGACGCAAAGGUUAUAAAUAAAAGACUUUAUCAGUGUGUCAUCGGGCAGCUUACACAGUCACAUACAGAUGACUGAUGAGAUCACGAAACAUAUUUCUACAUCUUUACAUACUGUGUACAGCUGUUCUUACUUUUAAGCUAAUCAGACGCCACAUUGUACAUACAUGCAACGUAAUUUGUUUGCAAGACAGGGAGAUUAUUGUACAUUCUUGCUCUGUAUAUCUUAAAAAGGAAAUAUCCAAUGAAUUGUAGAGAACAUCUGGAAUUCAUUUACACCCACCACCCCCCCUCAUAACACUUCAAGAAUGUUAUAUUGAAACCAGAAAUAUUUUUCUAUUUUGAAUGUGAAACUUGGUUAAAAUUAAUUUGUCAUGGUUACUAGGUUAUGUAUUACUAUAUUUUAGAUGAUACUGUGUUUUGUACAUGUGUAUUGCUUAAAUUAUGAAAAGGUAGCCUUCUAUAAAUUAGAAUAAAAAGGUAAUUUAAUCCAAUGCUCUUUCUGGAAUAUUAUUGUUUCAUACACGUUGUGUUAUUCUUGGUCAUUACUGCAUAUAAUGUUUGAUUCUUGGGGGGGGGGACUUUUUUUUGUCAAAACAAACCUAAAAGGGCACAACUGUUCCAAAAUAACUUAGCACAAAAGCAGGAAGGUUCCACUCAAGAUAGCCAACAUUCCCUUAAAGCCCCUUGAACCCAUUAUUACCCCACACCAAAGGCUCAGACGUCUGUUGUCUAGCAAAAUACUGUGACUGAUGCAGUUGCCGUAGGUUAAUGGUUGAUAGAGGAAGCAGGCAUGCACCUAUUAGGACGUCAGCCACUUGAACUUCAAAACAUGAUGCACUUCCCCUUUUGUCUCCCCCGCCCCCGUUCAAAAGCAGAACAUUUCCAAGUGCAGGAUGUUCUCCUCAAUAGACUUUUUUUCUUAAACGGAUGGUUACAGACAAAAGAUCUGAACUACUUUAACUCAAACUCUUGUCACUUCUUUCGCAAGAGGAAGAAGGUGACCCACAUGGUGCCUAAGAAGUGUGUCAGUGUGACAGUGAAAUGACAGAGGGAACCUUUUGAUUAUCAGCCUAUUACUCUGUGGUUGUUUUUGCCUUGAGCCUGAAAAAGCAGUCACAGAGUACCACAUCUGUUUGUGACAGCAGAAUGCUCUGAAGUUCGCCAAGCCUGGACAGUAAUUUUGUCUCAAAGACAGAGACAUUUAGUAACCGCUUGGGGGAAAGGAAGAAGAGACUGAGCCCUUAUACUGUUUCAUUGCAGUUGAGAAUAAUGCUGUAAGUCUUUUAGCAUGCAAGUGGGCUUAGAGAACUAAAAACAAAACAAGGAACACUCACCCCUCCUGUCUGCAUUACUUUGUCCAUUAGAUAUAUUAAAACUAUGAAGAAAUAUUUAUCCUCUUUGGAUGUUGUCAUGUUUUACUGUCUUACCAAAAUAAAAUUGGAUUUAAUGUCUCUAAGAAUACAACAUCAACUCUGCACAAUUUUGACCUUCAAGGUGUAUACUGCAGUCAAAUCAAAGCCCUUAACGACACACAAGAUCUCUAUUUACUGGC
This is a messenger RNA of Larimichthys crocea (large yellow croaker), 3874 nucleotides long. It is a transcript of the gene gdf10a, whose product is annotated as growth differentiation factor 10a. Gene Ontology annotation, cellular component: extracellular region. The record is from RefSeq and is a predicted model, not a curated record. Gene Ontology annotation, molecular function: cytokine activity; growth factor activity. Gene Ontology annotation, biological process: positive regulation of osteoblast differentiation. The transcript has 3 exons. NCBI's taxonomy places the organism in Eukaryota, Metazoa, Chordata, Actinopteri, Sciaenidae. The coding region runs from base 301 to 1896 and encodes 531 amino acids.